This is a messenger RNA of Manduca sexta (tobacco hornworm), 2151 nucleotides long. RefSeq names its product glutathione hydrolase 7. The transcript has 10 exons. NCBI's taxonomy places the organism in Eukaryota, Metazoa, Arthropoda, Insecta, Lepidoptera, Sphingidae. Bases 391 to 1815 code for a protein of 474 amino acids. Gene Ontology annotation, cellular component: plasma membrane. Gene Ontology annotation, molecular function: glutathione gamma-glutamate hydrolase. The record is from RefSeq and is a predicted model, not a curated record. Gene Ontology annotation, biological process: glutathione catabolic process.
GACUCGGCGCCUCCGUCCCCUCCGCCCGCGGCCUUCCUCGCGCUCGCCGGUGGGUCGCGCAAUGUGAGGCCAGUGGCCCGUCGCGCCGUGCCGGCUAUAGUCUCAAGUCUCUACAGUAAACAGUCACGGCUCACGGACGCAGCGGCCGCUACCAGUCAGCCAUUUCAACACACAUUUCUCAUUUUUUGCAGCGUUCAGUACAAUCACAUGUGUGCAGGGCCAUUAGAUAGAGUGAUCACGUCCAUCAAAGCUGGAGAAAGUUCAGUUGCAGCGUGAAUUGGUGUGCAAUUUGUUGAUGUGUGUGUGGUGUUGAGUGAAUGUUAGGUUUCGACGUCAUCGGCAUAAUACAGUGGCGCCGGGCGGGAGUCGCGCGCAAGGCGCGGUGGCAAUAUGCAGUCGGCGAGCGGCGCGGGCGCACCUGCAGGUGCAGUGGAGCUGCGUGAAGAUGUGCCACUGAAGAGUUCCGGUGGUGGCGGUGGUGGCACGUGGUGCGGCGGGGGCGCGUGGUGCGCCGCCGGGCCGCGUCUCAUCGCCGGCUGCUUCGCCGCACUCUCCGCCGCUAUCACCCUCGCGCUGCUCACGCAGAUCUACUCCGGAGACUAUGAGGUGGUGCCGCACGGCAGCGUGUCCUCGUCGGCGGCGGAGUGCUCGCGCGCAGGCACGGACGCGCUGAAGGCGGGCGGGCGCGCGGUCGACGCCGCCGUCGCCGCCGCGCUCUGCCUCGCCGUCGUCGCACCGCACCGCACCUCGCUCGAUGCGAGCGGCGCGUUGGUUUACUGGGAGUACCGGCGUUGGCGCUCACAACCGGCCGAGAUAGUGGAGUGGGGCGGCGCGGGAGGUGCGGGCGGCGGGGAGGAGGCGCGGCCGCCGCGGCUGGUGGCGGCGCUGGCGGUGCUGCACGCGCGGCGCGGUGUGCUGCCGUGGGCACGCCUGCUGCAGCCUGCCGCAGACCUCGCCAGGCUGGGGUUCCCGGUAUCGGAGGGGCUAGCGACGGCGCUGGCGACAGAGGCGGCGGCUGGCGGCGGCACAGGCGCAGCGCCGGCGCCGGGCUCCACCAGCGCCGCGCCCGCGCUCGCCGCAUAUCUGCACUCGCUUCAGGCCAACACCAGCGCCCAGUUGUCGCUGGCGUGGGGCGCGGAGGCUAUGGUCUCGGUGUCGACGGGCAGCCCGACGCCGGCGGGCGCGUGGCGCGUGGUCACUCCCCGCGCCGGCGCCGCGCGCGUCCUUGCCGCCGCGCUCGCGCCGCCUGCCGUCACCGACCCGGACCUGCUCACACGCAGAGUAGUGGUUGAGCUGCAGAAGGAAGCUAUGGCGGCGGAGGGAGGUGCGUGGCCGCCGCCCGGCGUCGCCACCGGGCUCGCCGUCGUCGACCCGCUCGACACGUACCUCGCGCUCGUCACUGGCGUGUCGGUGCCGUUCGGGUCGGGCCCGGCGACGGCGGCGGGCUGGACGCGCGACGAGCCGCGCGCGCCGCUCGACCUCGCGCCCGCGCUCCUCACCGACGACCACGCCUGCGGCACGCGUUACGUGAUUGGCGCAGAGUCGUCAAGUGCGCUGGCGCAGGGUGGUGCGGCGUUAGCCGUCGGCGGCGGUGUAGGCUCGGUGGAGCGCGCGCGCGUGUCGCUGGUGGCGCGCGGUGGUGGUGCGCUUGCUCUCGAGGCUCUGCGUGCGCUGCCACCGCCCGCCGCGCUGCCCGCCACGCCGGCCGCUAACGCCACGCCACCCUACGCCGCGCUCAACGUGGUGCAGCAGCGCGGCGAUGCGCUGCUCUCGCACGCCGACAGCCGCGGCGGCGGACUCGCCUCAAGGUUCUGACGGCAGACGUCCACCUGAGGUUUAUGGCGCGCACCGGCCACGCUUCUCUUUCACCGGUGCACAUCUAACGCCGGCGCUUGAGAAUCUCUGCAACACUGCUGUACACACGGCCCUUGUCUAAUCCAUAUUAGGAGAGCUUCACCAAUGACCAAUACGAAUAAGCAUAUGCUAGCGUCACCGGCGCGGUCCCCGAGUGAUCAGACGUCCGUAGCAGUCGGUACUCAGCAACAGGCAGCCCCGCAGCGCUUUCCAUGUCGAGUGUUCUAUAUUAAAAGCGUUUAUCUCAAUUUAUGUACUUACACACGAAUAUUAUUAAAUUGAUUCACUACUUUAAGA